AUGGAGGGUGAGCUCAAGAACUUGAUUAGGUUAUGGUUCUUAACGAUAUUAUCAUUAUAUUAUUGCUACCACAUUUCAUCAAAGAUUUCAAAGGGCUUCCCAAGGCUUGUCUCAAUCUUCCCAGUCCUCAUUCUAUUUUCAAUUAUCCCUUUUGAUCUUCAAACUUUUCAUAUUGGAUCAAGUUGUGUGUUUCUCCUUUCAUGGCUGGCCAAUUUCAAGCUCGUUUUAUUUGCCUUCGAUCAGGGUCCCCUUUCACCUCUCCCCCCAAAGCCUUAUCUUUUCAUCCUCACAGCUUAUUUACCUUUCAAGAUCAAAGGAAACUCAGUUAAAAAUGGUGAAACCCCAAGAGGUCACUGUAUGGUCGUGGAGGCUGCGAAACAGGCCACAUUGCUGGUUUUUCUGUUUUGUUCUUACAACUUUAAGCAAUAUUUCCAUGGCAAUGUUUUGCUGGUCCUCUACCUCUUCCACACUUGUUUUACAAUCCAGUUGUUGUUAGCUGUGGCUGCAAUCCCAGCCCAGCUCUUGCUCCCUGGUGCGAAACUGGAGCCACAGUUCAAAGCACCGCUUCGAGCCACUUCACUGCAAGACUUCUGGGGACAUAGAUGGAACCUCAGGGUCUCAGAUACACUGCGUUCGACCAUAUACGACCCUGUAAAAACCAUUUCUACGCGUAUAAUCGGACGUAGGUGGGCUUCAUACCCUGCUGUUAUGGCAACAUUCGUCAUUUCUGGUUUGAUGCAUGAACUGAUAUAUUACCAUAUAAUCCGCGAAUACCCUACGUGGGAGGUCACUUGGUUCUUCGUUUUACAAGGACUAUUCGUUGAUUUAGAGAUCUUUCUGAAGAAAAAAUUGGUGGCCACCGGAAAGUUCAAGCUCCACCAGACCAUUUCAGGACCCUUGGCGUUGGCAAAUAUAGCUCUCACCGCAGCCUGCUUAUCGUACACUCAACUCUUGAGAAAUGGUGCCGACGAGAAGAUUAUCAACGAAUUCAAUGAAUGUGUACGGUUUUUAGUGGGAGCUGCACAAGUUUUAUAA
This is a messenger RNA of Hibiscus syriacus, 1035 nucleotides long. Its product is annotated as probable long-chain-alcohol O-fatty-acyltransferase 5. Bases 1 to 1035 code for a protein of 344 amino acids. Gene Ontology annotation, biological process: lipid metabolic process. The record is from RefSeq and is a predicted model, not a curated record. The transcript has a single exon. NCBI's taxonomy places the organism in Eukaryota, Viridiplantae, Streptophyta, Magnoliopsida, Malvales, Malvaceae.